Messenger RNA from Cimex lectularius (bed bug), 732 nucleotides. RefSeq names its product endocuticle structural glycoprotein SgAbd-1-like. The transcript has 3 exons. The record is from RefSeq and is a predicted model, not a curated record. NCBI's taxonomy places the organism in Eukaryota, Metazoa, Arthropoda, Insecta, Hemiptera, Cimicidae. Bases 30 to 662 code for a protein of 210 amino acids.
UCAUUUUAGUGACUGAGCAGUUAAUAACGAUGAAACAACAAUUUAGCUUGUUAUUGGUUCUGCUCUCGUGGAAACUGGCUCACGGCGAAAAUGACACUUCUUUAACAGACCUGAAAGCAGAAGAGCAUCAUAUUCAAGAAUCGCCUAUGCCACUUCCUCUUCCUUUUGGCUUCAGAAGGCCUAACAGAUUGCAGCAGAUAGGAGGAAAACCUCAUCCGUUUCCGUCACCGCCACAUCCUCCGGCGCCUCAGGAACAGGAAGAAUCCACUACGGAAGGAUGUGUAUUUCAAACGACCCCUUCAGAUCUGUCAACAGACGCCGUUCCGGUUACAGAAGAACCGACGACUCGUAGGCCGAGACCGACGAAGAAAAGACCGCCUCCGACGCCACCGACACCUCAAUCAGAAGAAGAGGAAGAAGGUGAUGGCUUGGUUUAUAGCAUAAGCAGGAUGGACGAAGACGGCGGGUACUUUUUUGACUUCUUAGCGUCCAACUCUGUAUUCAGACAGGAACAAGGCUUUUUCAAGACAAACCCGGAUCCGAAAGGCGAGAAGAUACACGUUAAAACAGGAGCUUACGGAUUCACCAGUCCUGAAGGAGCCAGAGUGAGAAUUGACUACGUCGCCGACGAGAACGGUUUCAGGGCUUUUGACACCACAUAAUAAUUCUUAUGUUGGUUAAAAUAUUUAUCUUCGAUAAGCGCAAGAACAAUAAAAAAACUCAUGUUCUGAA